This is a messenger RNA of Hemiscyllium ocellatum (epaulette shark), 5671 nucleotides long. Its product is annotated as plectin-like. Bases 810 to 2891 code for a protein of 693 amino acids. Lineage: Eukaryota; Metazoa; Chordata; Chondrichthyes; Orectolobiformes; Hemiscylliidae. Gene Ontology annotation, molecular function: structural molecule activity. Gene Ontology annotation, cellular component: plasma membrane; intercalated disc; cytoskeleton. The record is from RefSeq and is a predicted model, not a curated record. Gene Ontology annotation, biological process: cell-cell adhesion; wound healing; intermediate filament cytoskeleton organization. The transcript has a single exon.
AAACUCUUGUUGAAUAGGUUUCAAUGCACAUUGUGUUAAGAUGUGAUCACAAUUGUUGAAUUUGUGCCACAUGUUAGUCAGGAUAUGAAGUGGCUUUUUCCACAACAGAAAGCUAAACUUCUCCGAUAUAGUUGAGUAGAAUUAAUUACUUGAAAUUUGCUGAUAACUUGUCUAAUAAACAGGAUGAAUCUAUGUUUGUAUCUCAGCAGUGUCCCCUCAAACCUUUUUCAGCAAACAGCUUAGAGGUUGUGGGGCAAUGGUAGCAUCCCUGUCUCUGAGCCAGAUGGUCCAGGUUCAAUUCCCACAGCGUGUCAGAAAGAUUGAUCUAAAAGAAAGUACUGAACAGUCAGCUUGCCUCACUGAGGGUUAGAAUAGUUGUCUAUUUGUAUAUGUUAGCUUGAGAAAAAUCAGAGUUUGUCACUUUGCUAAAUCUAGUAGUUUAAUACAGAAUUGUCAAAGUAUUUUAAACUUGAGCUGGGGAAUAAAUAGUUUUAUCUGGCAGGGAGAAGAGAGGAAGGAUAGAAUUACCAUGAUGCUGGUCCACUAAAGAAUCUGGCUGUCUUAUCUUUAUUUCUUAUGCAAAUUUACUUUGCUGCUGUGGUUACGGGUGAUUUUGUUUCAGCAAUUAUGCUGCUAGUCUUAAAUCUUUCGUUGGGUUUCCAUGCCAACAGUUCAUUCCAAUGAUCUUUUGAGGGUCGUGUCCUUGCUCUUUUUGGCUCUCUCGCUGUCUGUUCCCCAUUGCUCUGGUGAUUGUCCAACCUGGCUGUGAUCCAACUCCUCAUCAUUUUCAACAUUAUUAAUUUUCACAGAUGGCAGAGCUGGACCUAAGCAAAUUGAGUUGUGAAAUGGGCAAAGCUUUCUCGGACAAAGAGGCUGUUUUGUUUGGAAAGGAAAGUUUCAAAAAUAAUAACCAGCAUUUAGAAGCAGAACUGAAAAUCCUUAAACCAAGUGAGAACACCCAUAAUGCUCCUGUAUUUCACAGUGAUCAGAGAGUAUGGCACAAAUGUAAGGGUGAUUUUGUGCAAGCCAGGUUAAGUGAAAUGAGUAUUUCAUCCAGUCCUGAGCAAAUCUCACAGAAUACUCCAGUGACACUUCAUUCUGAGACAAAUGUAAACUAUCCAAACAAUAAUGCAUUUCUGAUGCAAAUUGGUGACAAACGUAACACGAGCUGCGACCAAAACAUCUUCACCAAAGUCCAAGAUAAAUUUGUCCCUUCAUCUCCAAUUCUGGAAUUUCAGGGCGUACGUCGUCAAGUCACAGUGCAAGACUUGGUCAAGGCUGACCUCCUGAACAAAAAUGUUGCUGAGCAGCUUGAGAAAGGAGUCAAGACCGUUUCUCAAGUUGAAAAUUCCCUUGGCAAGUAUCUGAACAAAAUUAAUUCAAUUGCUGGCUUGUACUUAGAAGCCAGUAAGCAGAAAAUGUGCUUCUAUGAGGCAGCGAGAGCAGGGAUCAUUGAAUCCUCUGUAGCCCUUGAGUUUUUGGAAGCUCAAGCUGCAACAGGCUAUAUUGUCCACACACAGUCCAAUGGAAAGUACUCUGUUCAAGAGGCUGUUGAGAAAGGACUCAUUCCUCUAGAGUUCAAAGAAAGACUGCUUGAAGCAGAGAAAGGAGUCACAGGGUAUUUUCAUCAUGGCAAGAUCCUAUCUGUAUUCCAAGCCAUGGAGAGCAAGCUGCUUCCAAGUCAAAUUGGAAGAAGGCUGCUCGAAGUUCAGAUUGCAACUGGAGGAAUCAUCGACCCAGUGCGGAGUGUUAGAUUACCUUUGGCGACUGCAUGCAAGCAAGGUCUCAUCAACCACGACACUAUCCAAAACCUGUAUAAGGUGCUUAAUAACAUGAAAGGCUUUCACAAUCCAAACAACACCAAACAAGCUAUGCAUUACGCAGAAUUGAUGAAAUUUUGCGUGGUGGAUUUAGAAGGGAAUUAUCUUCUCCUCCCCUUUGGGACCCGCAAGAUAUCCACUCCAUCCCCUGCAAGGCCUAACACUAUUUCAGUGGUUGAUACCAGCACAAAGUCAGAAAUAACUUUAUAUGAUGCGUUUCUGAAGUACUAUAUUGAGAAGCAGACCUACCUUGAACUUUCAGCACUGCAGUCCCAGUGGAGGGAGACCAUUGACGAGGGCAGCAGUGAGUAUUUACUUAUUGACAGUAACUCUGGAAGGCAGUUCAGCCUCAAUGAUGCUUUAACCCAGGGUCACAUCAGCCAAACAGAACUUAAUAAAUACCGGGAUGGCCACAUCACAGUGACUGAGCUGGCUGACAUGUUGAUAAGCAGAGCCUCUGUAGCUUCCAAUCCCAAUAGUCCAAUUGCAGGCAUUUGGAAUCCUAACAGCUGUAGAAGAAUUUCUAUCCUGAAAGCCAUGCGUCAGAAUUUGGUGGAGAGGCUGACAGCCACUCGAUUGCUUGAGGCGCAGGCUUGUACUGGUGGAAUAAUUGAUCCAGCAACUGGGAAGAAAUUCUCCAUUUCAGAAGCAUUGCAGCGAGAGUUAGUUGACAGUGAAAUUGCUGCUAGCAUCCAAAAAUCUCAGCAAGCUUUCAGAGGUUUCCUUCAACCUGGGACACAGGCAAACAUAUCAACUGCAGAAGCUGUGCACAAGAACCUCUUGGGUCAUGACCUCGGUCAACGAUUCCUUGAGUUACAAUAUUUGACUGGCGGGCUAGUGGACCCAAAUCUUCCAGGAAGAAUUUCCUUAGAAGAUGCUCUGAGAAGACACCUUAUUGAUGACAAGACCGCUCAGAGAUUGACAGAUGAAAAGAUGCAUGCCAAGAACUUGGUUUGUCCCAAGACCAAACAAAGGAUUUCAUACAAAGAGGCUUUGGCCAGAGCCAAAUUCGACUGCCACACAGGUUUGAGACUGCUGGAAGCAGCUGAAUAUCCUAACACUUCCGCUUAAUUACAUACCAUUUUGUUGCCCAUCUCCUUUUGCCACACACUUUCUCUGCUCGUGUAUACGCUAUAGCAGCUAUGCGUAGGGCUUUGGUUUGUUAGAACAUGAACACUUUAGAUUCCAGCUUCUAUGUGCUUGAACACUUGACCAUCCUCCAGUAUCUUUUCCCACUGACCAUUCUUCACAAGCUGAUCUAACAUUUCAGUGUCACUAUGUGUUUUGACAUCGGGAGUACCAUGAUUAAGCCUGAUCUGGAAACCUCAGAAUUAAAUUCAGCCACAUGUUCUCUGACAGCUGUUUUCUUCCUUGUCCUCCAAGCCUUGAGUUGCUGAGCCUGAUUUCCAUACUUACACCACCUUUCCGCUGAGAUCUAUUAACUUAAUAUGAACAUAGAUUGACAUUCUAGUCAACUUGGAAUAUCCCAGUAAAUGAUCUGGUUAUUAACUGAACUGUUGUGGCAUAUAACCUACAUUUGUGUCACUUUUCUUCCUCACCUUUCAUCAUUGUCUUUCCACUUUGCUGUUACAAUUUAAAUUCGAAACAUUAACUUGCUCUCUCUCCAUGGAUGCUGCCUGACCUGCUGUGAUCUCCAGCAUUUGUUGUUUUCAGUACAAAUUCCAGCACCUGCAGUAAUUUGCUCCUUCAGCACAAUUUCUGUUUGCUUCUCACCUAGUUGACCAGAAUGGACACAAAUGAGAGCUGUUGAGUGAUUUGCAUGGAAUCCUGGUCAGAAUCGCAUAAGAGUGCCAAUGAUGUGAACUGGGACCUGUGGUUAGAUUCUAGAUCUGAUCCGAAUCCAAAGUCACAAUAAAAGGUAUCCCUAAUGCGAUAAAAAGAUUUAGUCUCCACAAGAGUGUACGGAGAUUAUUCCAAAUGAUACGACAUGGGUAGAUAGAUAUGUGGCAGGUGGAUUAGUGAGAGUGAGGUUAUCCUCUCAUGUCAGUCACUUUCUGCCUCUGUGUGUUUGAGCAUCCAUAACAUGACUGGUUGCCCCCAGUUGUCACAAAUAAUGAUGACCUGUUCUGUGUUUUAACACCCUGAGCAUUUGAUGCUUCAACAUCUAAAAAAAACACUAUUGUCCAUUUUUUGAAAUUCAUUCAGUUUUUAUAGUGCACCUUGAUUGUCCUUGGGGAAUGUUGCUGAGCCACCUUCUUGAAAGCUCUAGUCCACGUGAAGGGGAAAAGUGAAGGGUAAGGUACGUCCACAGUGCUGUAUCCGUGCUCUGUAGUGCUCAAAAUUAUGAAGGGUUUUGACCAUACAUGAGGAGAAACCAUACUGUUCAGUAACCAGUGGAUAAAGCUUCAAGAUAUGUAAUUGGCAUAAUAGCUAGAAGACAUCAGGAAACUUCAUGCUAUGCAUUGUUUUCUGGAAUGUAAAGAUCUGCAGGCAAUGGAAGCAGAUUUAGCAGUAACCUUCAAAAGGGUAUUGAAUAAACAUGUAAUAGUGAAGCAUUUGAAGGAUUAUGAAGUGAGUGGGAUGAAUCUGAAAGCUCUUUAACAGAUUUGCCACAGGCAUAAUGGGCUAAAUGAUCUCCUUCUGUACUACAAGAUUCCAUUAAUUAUUAUUAUCAUUGGAAUGAAUAAUGUAAGAAAAAUUGGGCUAUCUUAGCUCAUAAAGCUAAUUUUUCCUUCAACGUUUUGCUCAUGAGCAUUACACUUUAAAUGUUCUGGUGAAUAGAUACGCUAAAAUUGCAUAUUAAUGCUCAAAAUAGCAUUUGGAAAUAAACUAUAAAAUGUAAGCUCCUUCAGUAGGUUCCUUUAGUAGGUUUUGCUGCAAAAUUAGUUUUGUCAUAACCACCUAGCCCCCUGUGAAAUUUAGCCAGCAUCCUGCUGUCAAAGGAGUCCUGCCAAGUUGCUGUAAUACAUCAUGUAUAGAGAUGGUACAGACUUCUGCCAGCAGAUGCUGGUGGUGGAGAGAGUGAAUGCUUAAGGUGAGGUGCUAGUUAAGUGGACUGCAUUGUCCUGGACAUGUCAAACUUCUCAAAUGUCAUUGGCUGAAAUCUUCCAGGCAAGUGGGGAACACUCUAUCCCACAUCUAACUUGUGCCUUGUAGUUAGUAGACACCUGUAGAUGGGUUGGGGGAUUGCAGGGCAUUUAUUUGUGAUUGCAGGAUGUGGAUGACACUGGCUAGGCUAGCUUUUCUUGCAUAACUCUAAUUGUCCUCCACAGCCACCUGAUGAAGGAGCGGUGCUGCAAUAGCUAGAGCUUCUAAAUAAACCUGUUGGGCAAUAACUUAGUGUUGUUUGAUUUUUCACUUGGUCCACCCCAGUCCUACACCGGCACUUCCACAUCAUGUCCUCAAGUAGAUGGUGGUGACUUGCCUCCUUGAAUAAUUGCAGUCCAUUAUCAGUCAGGAGGUUGGUUUUUGCUGUAGGACUUCAAGUCUCUGAUAUGCUUUUGUCAUCACAAUACUUAUAUGGUGAAUCCAUUCAAUUACUGGUUAGUAAUGACUCUCCCAGAUCAUUAAUGCUGUGGUAAUACUGCUGAAUGUUGAGAGCUAAUGGACAGUCUCUCAUGGAUAUUGUCAUUGACUAUCACUUACUUUACAUGAAUGUUAUAGGCCAUCCCCAAGCCUUAAUGUUGUCCACAUCUUGCUGUAUAUGUAUAUGGAGUGCUUUAGUGUCUGAGGAAUGCGAAAGAUUCUAAACGUUGUGCAAUCAUUGUCAAAUAUCUCCCAUAUCUAUCAUGAUGGAGAAAGACCAUUGAUAAAGCAGCUGAAGAUGGUUCGGCCUUGGAAGCUAACGUGAGGAAUUCCUGCAGCGAUGUCCUGGUGCUAAGAUGAAUGGC